CACCCCCAGGCCCGAGGGCCCCGCCCGGCCCGGCCCUGCUCGGGGGCGGUGCCGCCACCGCCGCCGCGCUGGUUCCUGAUUCCCAGGGAGAGCCCGGCUUCGGCAAGUCCCUCCUCCGCCUCGGCAGUGCGGGCCGCCUCCCUCCCCUCCUCCCUCGGCCGUAGCCUCCUCCGGCGGCAGCGGCGGUGUCCGCCGGCCCCAUGGCGGCGGAGCCCCAGCCCAAGGCGCUGACUCGCAAGCCUCUCCUGCUCAACAAGGUGGAGGGCUCGCAGGAGGUGGUGAACAUGGCAGCGAUAGUGCCCAAGGAGGACGGGGUCAUCAGCGUCUCCGAGGACAGAACAGUUCGUGUUUGGCUGAAGAGAGACAGUGGGCAGUACUGGCCCAGUAUAUACCAUGCAAUGCCAUCUCCAUGUUCAUGCAUGUCUUUUAACCCGGAAACCAGAAGGCUGUCCAUAGGUCUAGACAAUGGUACAAUCUCAGAAUUUAUUUUAUCUGAAGAUUACAACAAGAUGACACUAGUGAAAAGUUACCAGGCUCAUCAAAGCAGGGUCAUCAUGAUUCUCUUUGUCCUGGAAAUGGAGUGGGUGUUAAGCACUGGACAAGAUAAACACUUCACAUGGCACUGUUCAGAAAGUGGCCAGCGGCUGGGAGGGUACCGCACCAGCGCAGGUGCCUGUGGCCUGCAAUUUGAUGUGGAAACCCGGCAUGUGUUUGUUGGUGAUCAUUCUGGGCAAGUGACCAUACUCAAACUAGAGCAAGAGUCCUGCAGCCUUGUUACAACAUUUAAGGGACACACAGGUGGUGUCACUGCUCUCUGUUGGGACCCAAUACAGCGAGUUUUAUUCUCAGGCAGUUCUGAUCAUUCCAUUAUAAUGUGGGAUAUUGGAGGAAGAAAAGGAACAGCCAUCGAGCUGCAAGGACAUAAUGAUAAAGUUCAGUCUCUCUCCUAUGCUCACCACACUCGGCAGCUCAUCUCUUGCGGAGCAGAUGGAGGAAUUGUCGUCUGGAACAUGGAUGUUGAGAGGCAGGAGACCCCUGAGUGGCUGGAUAGUGAUUCCUGUCAAAAAUGUGACCAGCCUUUCUUCUGGAACUUCAAGCAAAUGUGGGACAGUAAGAAAAUAGGCCUCAGGCAGCAUCACUGCCGGAAGUGUGGAAAAGCUGUGUGCGGCAAAUGCAGCUCCAAGCGCUCCUCCAUCCCGCUGAUGGGGUUUGAGUUUGAAGUGAGGGUCUGCGACAGCUGUCACGAGUCCAUAACAGAUGAAGAGCGGGCGCCUACAGCUACUUUCCACGACAGUAAGCACAACAUUGUUCACGUACACUUUGAUGCCACCAGGGGAUGGCUGUUGACCUCGGGGACAGACAAGGUUAUUAAGUUGUGGGAUAUGACACCAGUAGUGUCUUGAUGUUACAUCAGUGGAACUGGAAAGGUGACAUUUACAGAUGAAACCGAUUUUCUAACCCUAAUCAUACUGCAGAAGAUAGAUAACGUUGGGUGCAUACAGCAGAUGAGAAAGGAACUAAUGCGUUUACAAUUUUAUGUCCUCUGCUUGAUCAAGGCUGAACAUUUGCACGAAGACUCUUUCCACUUCUCAAAAUAUUCAAGAAGGUAUUUUUUUAACUAACGGUUUGUACAAUCUGACUUCAGCUGUCUUGAAUUCGUUUGGAAAAUCUGUGUGCAGUGCAAUUUUUAGUUUUUAUAUUUAACUAUGUCAAGACACUUACUGCUUUGUACAGAGGGUUCUUGGGUUGUGCCCUACCAUGUGAGUUUUUGGUAUCAACAGACUGUAUUAGGCAAUCAGCUCUCCCACAGCAAGUACCUAUUGAUUUGGGAUAUUUCUGCUGACCAUGCUCUCUUCAGUGGAGGAACCCCAAGUGCAGUGUUGCAUGUUCUCUGGGUGCAUCACCAAGGAGCUGAUGGACUACUGCAAUUCCUAAAAGGGCUCUACCAUCUACUUGUCCUAGUGGGCAUCAUCCAGAGAGCAUUUUAUUGGUCUGUGUAAUCUUCCUGCCUCUUCCUUUGCUGCACAAGUUGCAAAACCAGGGGGCAGGUUGCUCAGCAACUAAUUUCUACAGAAAACUGAAAUAGUUUUCCAGCUCAGAGCAUUACAAGGAACACACAGACUUGUUUGAGUUUGAUGAAGCUGACAGGCUGAUUCAAAUGAAAUUAUUGUCAACAGGAACUUUUGGGAGUGUGUGCAUGGAGGGUGGGCAGAUCUAAAACUGGUGUAGGUUGGAAAAGUCUGGUUAACCUCUACCUCUACCUCUACCUUGCACAGCAACAUUUCAGCAUUUAUAUCUGUCUGAGUUGUUGAAGAUGAUUUUUGUUUUUCCUGUUUUCCAUAUGGUUAGUCAUAUUUUUUUUAAAAUGCUGAUGUUUUUUAUUAAUUUCCUCUAUAGACCCAAAACUGAUAUUGCUGAAUGACGCCCAUUGUCCUGUUGUCAUAUUUUAUGGUUUCUUUUAAAAAUAAACAGUAUUUAAAAACCUGGACUGACCAAAAUUACCUUGUUCGAAGGGCAUUGUCAAGAUGAAUGAUUGAAAAAAACCCCUUUUUUUCCAAAGAGAUCUUCUCUGAAGGGUCAACUCUCUGUUCCAUUAAUCCAUUUCAAAUUUUAGCAUGGUACGGCUGAUGCACUUCAAAGAAAGUGGUGUAGAGAGUAGAACUGCAAACCAGACCAAGGGCUUUCCUGUAUCCACUGUUUCAGCAGGCCUUGUAGUCUGUAGCUGCAGUGACACAGGACAUUGGUGGUGCUCAGUCUUGCCCCAUUUUGGACUUUACUUUUCCCUUCUAAAGUGGGGAGGCCAUGAUGUUUACCACUACAGAGCUCAUUGCCACCUAGAGAAGCCUGGUGUUCUUUCUUCAGUUAGAACAUCAAAAGAAAGUAAAGCUUCUCCUUUGUUUAUCCAACACUAAUUCACUUUUGAGUUAAAAAAAAAGGUUAACACGAUCCAUGGCAUUAAUUCUGGUCCGGUGAGCUGCUGCAGUAAAGAGUGAGUGGACUUUCAUGUGUGCAUCACAGGACUGCUAUGUAUUUUCAAGGAAAAUUCUCUUUUUAAACAUCCUAUAAACUGUGAUGAAGCAUUUUGCAGUCACAUUCUCUGAAAUAAUGCCACCUUGGCUUUCCUGGUCAUACAGCCUGUUGAUAGUUCCCCUCUAGGCAGCAUAUUUUAAAGCAUAUUUUCAAACAUAAUUCACACAGCACUAAAAAUAUUAUUUUUCCAGCUUGAGUGUUAAUUGUUUUCUAAGUCCUCCCACUUUCUCUCCUGGAAACUAGAAACUUGUUUCCUCUUAGAAGGCUUUUCAUUACAACUUGUGCAUGUUUUCUGAUGACUGAAGUGUUCUUGGCUGUUGAAGCUAUGCAAGAUGAGCAAGUUGCCUGCCAAUAUUUCAUUCCAGCUUGAAAAGAUGUACAAAACUUUGCUGCACUUUGAUGUUCUGUGUUACCUCGGACUCAGGGCCUUCUGGCCAAAGACCUGACUUGCUUUGCUGUGCAGGGAGUGUAUCUCAUGGUGAUGGAAACAUGGGCACACCAAAGUGGAUUUAAAGGACAGUUUAGUGCUCUGUUUCUGAGGAGACAGCAUUUGCAACAAAUCUGGUACUCCAGCAUGAAUUGUGCUUCCGCUGAUGGAGUGGUGGAGUCAGCAAGCUGAGGAUCUGCUCCUGGGUCAGCACCUAGUCCUGAAUACAUAAUGUUCAAACAAAGAUGAGGAACUGACUCCGAAGGAGACUAAAUAUGGGAGGUACAUGUGUUUGGACUGUUCUGCAGUAAACUCUUGGCCACUCCCCCAUUGUCUUCCAAGGAGUCAUGGUUUCAGUGUUGCUUGUUGAGUAGAUGUUGGGUAUAUAAAUCCAUUUUGCAAAAUUUUCCUGGCUCUUCUUUCUGACUGAAUUACCUGCAGGGUUAUCUGAAUUUAAGCUAAAUAUCUCCUUAUCUUGCAGUUGCAGGACAAACUCAUCUGGGUUUAGAAAAUUAUAUAAGCUGAAAAGUGAAGCUGAGGGGGGAAGGGAAGUUUGUCCCUUUGCUAUGCCCUUAAAAGCUAUAAUGUAGAGAUAGGAAGUGAAAAUAGAUGUCUGUAAUUCAGUAAUUCUUUUACCUUCCAAAUGAAGUAAGGAGGAUAUGACACUGGGAGAGUUAAAACACCUGCCUUCCUCUUCUAUUACUUUCUUCUGUCUACUAGAUCCACCCAAAAAGUGAUCCCUGUUGCCUGGUCAUUUUCUUUCAAUUUUACUGAUUAACACACCUGAGCUAUUUUUAUGAAUUGCAUUAUUGGAAAGAGGGUGUCUUUUGAUACAGGUGUAAACUGUGCAGCACCACAUGCAUACACACAUCCACACACACUCAAAUGAAGCCAAGUGCCCUUUCUCCAGGGUUCCUGAAGGGCAGCUGCUUUUAGUGAUACCUCCUGCUAUGACAAGGGGUGUACAAACAAUGCUGUCCUCCCUUUGCUCUUCACAUCAGAAAAAGUGAUUUUCAUUUCUCACUUAGCUGGUGUUUCCUUGGGGGAGGAAGCAGUGUUCUUUAGAGCAUCUCCCUGCUAUUCUUGGCUUUACAAUGAACUGUGUCCGUAGUGCUUAGGCAGGUGAUGGGGCAGGCACUGGUCACAUACAGAGUGCUUGAGCAGGUGGCUUGAUCCAGGUGGGACAACCUGAGCCCCAAACUUCAGUCUUUUUAAACUGAAAAUAUUUGUAUGAAGGGAAAAGAAUGCUUGCAACUGCUUGCAAUGAUGGUCCUCCAAUCUACAAGAAGACUAACAUCAUGAUUAGAUGUGGUUGAAACAGGGUGGUGCAAAAGACUAAAAGUCAGCCAGUCUAACAAAGAAUAAUCCUGAAUGGUGACAUUCAUGUGCUCAGCUAUUGGCACCCUUGUCUAUAGCUGCUUUUUACAAUGAAACCCAGGUGACCUCCAUACUUUGUCCUCCUGAACUUGAGGCCAUCACCUGAAUGUCAGCGUGUUGACUCUUAGCACAUCAGUAAUGAUAACUGCACUUUCCAUGAGAGGGUGGCAUGAGUAUCUCCAGUACUGGGAAUAGAAUAGAUAUGUUCCCUCUGAGUGGGGUUGGUUCCUGAAAAGAAGGGGGAUGGCUGGUUGUGCAAAAAAAAUGAUGCAAAGCAAGUGUAGGGAAAAAAAAGUUUGCUUUAUGCCUGCUGAGGAAAUCAUUGUUAGAAAGGAAUAUGCAACUUUUUUUUCCAUCUGUGUCCAGUUCUGUGCUCCCCAGUAAAAGAGAGAGAUGAAACUACUGGACAGAGUCUCAUAAAGGGCCACUGAGAUGAUGAAGGUACUGGAGCAUCUCUGGGAGAGAUAGAACUGUUCAGCCUGGAGAAGAGAAGGCUCGGAGGGAUCUCAUCAAUGUGUAUAAAUACCUGAAGGCAGGGUGCAAAGAGGAUGGAGCCAGGCUCUUUUCACUGGUGCCCAGUGACAGGACAGAGGCAAUGUGUAUAAACUGAAACACAGGAGGUUCCCUCUGAACAUCAGAAAACGCUUUACUGUGAGGAGGACCAAGCACUGACAAAAGCUGGCCAGGGAAGUUGUUUGUGGGUUCUCCAUCCUUGGAGAUAUUCAAAAGCCAACUGGGCAUGAUCCUGGGCAACUAGCACGAGGUGACCCUGCUUGAGAAGGACCAGAUGACUUCUGCAGGUUCUUUCCCACCUCAGUCAUUCUGUGAUUCAAAGUCCACUUAACAUUUCUGUCUACUCUAUGGCUUAGGGAAAAAAGUAUUAAGUAUCUUUUUUUAAAUCUAAACUACUAACAAAUUAGCAAAUAUUACCUAUGUCUGUCCUCGCUGGUACUAACAGGAUUUGGAUAACAACGACCAAAAUUCUGUUCUGUAGCACAGAGGAAAUAGGCCUAUUUGGCCUAUGUGUGGUUUUACAGACCAUGUCCUUUCCCGAAGACCACAUGGAGCACCUGGCAUGUUUUCAGUUAGGGCUUAGAAGACUUUGUUUCUAUGUGUGACAAUUAUAUGUAACAGUAAUAACAAACUUGAUCCUUUUUUCAGGAUGCAUUGUCCCUUCAGUGAAGACCUCUUGUGUAAUAUUGAGGAAGACAGAUUUUUCUCUUCAAAACUGCAUCCUGUGAAUUUUGGCAGGAACUCUUUGCUCUUUGGAAUUAAAAAAGUGGUCCUUAGUUUGACAGUAACCUGAAGUUCUGGAACUUGAGAUCACAGAAUCACAAAAUAUGCUGAGUUGGAAGGGACCCACAAGGAUCAUUGAGUCCAACCCUUAGCCCUGCACAGGACCAUCCCCAAGAGUCACACCAUGUGCCUGAGAGUAUCAUCCAAAUGCUUCUUGAACUCUGUCAGGCUUGGUGCUGUGACCACUUCCCUGGGGAGCCUGGUCCAGUGCCCAACCACCCUCUGGGUGAAGACCCUUUUUCUAAUAUCCAACCUAAACCUCCCCUGACACAAUUUCAGGUCAUUUUUGUGGGUCCUGUCACCAGUCACCACAGAGAAGUGAUCAGUGUCUGCCCCUCCUCUUCCCCUCAUGAGCAAGUUAUAGAUGCAAUGAGGUCUCCCCUCAGUCUCCUCUUCUCCAGGCUGAACAGAACAAAUGACCUCAGCUGCUCCUCAUACGGCUUCCCCUCCAGACCCUUCACCAUCUUCGUUGCCCUUCUUUGGAUUAACUUUGUGCGGUCACAUGUGACUUUUCAUUGCAUUUUCCCAGUUUGGGGAUUUUCCCUUUUGACCUGUCUUUGGCCAUCUCUGAAAUUUUGUUUGCUGCAAGGACACAUUGUACUGUUCAGAACAGAAAGAGAUUGAGUUCAAUAGAAAUUGCUGCCAAGUGGGGACAUUAAACUCAAACCCAAAUGAAAACAAAAGCGUGCAGUCUCCUGGCAAAGUCUUUGCAAAGAACAGAUACCAGGAGAGAAAUGUUAUCAGCAUAUAAAGAAAAAAAAAAAAGCCAGUAGUAUAGAAAUGAA
Messenger RNA from Chiroxiphia lanceolata (lance-tailed manakin), 6915 nucleotides. RefSeq names its product WD repeat and FYVE domain containing 2 (gene WDFY2). Lineage: Eukaryota; Metazoa; Chordata; Aves; Passeriformes; Pipridae. The coding region runs from base 201 to 1403 and encodes 400 amino acids. The transcript has 12 exons. Gene Ontology annotation, molecular function: protein binding; metal ion binding. The record is from RefSeq and is a predicted model, not a curated record.